AUGUUGGAGGCCUGGGCCUUGCAGUACAUAAGAGAAGAUGCAGAAGAAGGAGAAAGAAGGGACCUGGCUGAUAAGAUCGUGGCCCAGCUAAAGGCUGGGGUCCCGUUCGUGCAGCUGGUCACUGCCCUCAGGGAACCUCUGACAGAUGCAGACGAUGACGAGCUGCGCUGUCGGGCGGUGCAACUGGUCGUGCGGGCUGCAGGCGACGCCGUGCUGCAGCCACCAGAGGUGGAUCACCUGACAGGAUUUUUCUGCAGCAAGCUGGAGGACUGGGCGUGCGCAAAGGCUGCGCUGGAGGGCUGCCUGAAGCUGCUGACCGGCGCCAGCAGCGGCGCCGCCAUCGCGGCCAAGCCGGCGCUUGCGGUUCGCGUUGCGCAGGCGCUCGCGGCCAGCGUGCAGCUGCCGGCACUGACAGUGACCGGGCGGCAGACAGGGCUGCAGCUGUGGCUAUUGCUGCUGCAGGGCUACGGCGAGCGCCUGGUGCUGGAUGGCCGCCUCAAUCUUGCGGCCAGGACUGCCGCCCUGGUCGAGGGCGAGAACGACCCCCGGUGCCUGCUGCUCGCCUUUGCGUGCGUGCGCGCCGCGUGCGCGGUGUACGGCUCGCCGUCGUGCGGCCGCCACCGCGGGGAAUUCGAGGCGGAGGCCGCCGAGCUGUUCGAGGUCGCGGUGGAGCCCUACUUCCCGGUGAGGUUCACGCCGAAGAAAGGGGACCCGCAGGCCAUCACGCGGCGGCAGCUGGCGGACGCGGUGGCGGGCUGCAUGGCGGCGGCGCCCGAGUUUGCUGGGCUGGCGCUGCCGUUGCUGGCGGAGAAGCUGGGGUCCACUCUCAGCGAAUCAAAGGUGGACUCUCUGGACGCGCUUCCCCUGUGCUGCCGCGGCUGGGGGCCUGGCGUUAUGGCCGAUCACCUUAGCCAGGUCUGGCUCAUGCUGAAGCAGGAGCUGCUGGCCCCGGCCACCCUGGAGGAUUGCCCUGAGGAUGACCUGGACGAGGCCCGCGAAGCAGCCCGGCGCGCCGCGGCGGCGCUGCGCGAUUGCGCGGCUGCCCUUGGCCCCGGCCAGCUGGACGGGACCGCGCUCGCUGACGUGGCGUUCGAGGACCUGCAGCGGUACCUCGCCAUCAGUAAUCCUGACGGGGGCGCCGGCGCCGGCGCUGGCGCCGGCGCUGGCGCCGGCGCAAGUGCUGGGGGCACGCUCGCGGCGCUGCGCGGGCGGCCGGCGCGGCGGCUCGCGUGCAUCGCCGACGCGCUUGGCGCGGUGGCGGCCUCCGGGCCCCUCGGCUGCGCGGGCGCCUGCACAGCCAUCAUCGACCCCUUGCUUGUCGCCCUGCUCGGCCCGGAGCCCACGGCCGCAGGCCCCGCCGCCGGCGCUUACGGCGCGCCCGUGCAGCCGCUGGACCCGGCCGGCGCGACGCUCGGCGGCGGCCUCGCCGUCCUGCACGCGGUGCUCUCCGCAGUGGCCUCGGCGCCGCCCGAGGCCCGAGCGGGCGACCUUGGGGCGCCGCACCCGCUUCAGCAGCGCGCGCCGCGCGUCGCUGCGCUGCUGUCCUUGCUCGAUCGGCGCGUGGACGCGGCAGGCGAGGCGGGGGCGGACGGCGUCGCCGGGGGCGGCGAGGCGGCCCAGGCCAGGGUCUGGGCGCUGCGGCUGCGGCUGCAGCUGCUGCUGCUCGAGGCGGGCGGGUCGUUGCGGCUGCCGGCGACGCAGCUGCGGGAGUCGCUGGCGCGGCUCGUGCAGCACGCGCUGCGGCUGCCUGGCGGGGGUGGUGACACGGGGCCAACUGCUGUUACAGAUGGCUCGAGUGACGACGAGCCCACUGUUGAAUUGUGGCUGGACUGGGACCGGCGAGUGGCGCCGUCCGCAGAGGCGAUGGCGGCCUUGGAGAAGCUGGCGAGCGCAGAGAGCGGCAGCGCCGCGGCAGCAGACGGCAGCGUGGCGGCGGCGGUGUCCGCGUGCGUCGAGGCGCAGCUCCUGCCGGCGCUGCGGUCGCCGGCGGCGGCGCGCGCGCUGUCUGUGCUGCAGCUGCUGGCGGGCGGCGAGCACGGGGGCGCGUGGCAGCUGCUGGCGUGGCUGCAGCCGCUGGUGGUGGAGGGGCUUGCGGCUUGGGAGCAGGGGGCGCCAGAUCAGCAGGCCCUGCUGCUGCAAUAUCUCCAGUCCAUCCACCGCCACGCCCUGGCGCAGCUGCCCCUUGACCUGCCGCCGCGGCAGGCCGCGCAAGCGGCAGACAUGGUGGCCCAGCUCCUCCAUGCGCUGCGGCAGCGGCACAGUGGCGGCCGCGCCACGGGCGAGCCGACGACGGCAGCAGCGACAGGCGCAGGCGAGGCGGCGGCGGGGGCGCUUUGGGGCGAAGACGGCGGGGAGGAUGCCACAACACAGCCCGCCUUGCUGCUGCUGAGCCAGCUGGCGGCACGAUGCGGCGCCGACGCGCAGGCGCCGCUCCUGCUCAGCGCCUGCGAAUGGGCAGCGGCGGCCGCCACCACGCUGCAGAUAGAUGGUGGGGUGGGCGGCGGUGGGCGCGGCGCCGCUGAUGCGGCCCUGGCGGCGGCGCUGCUGAUCGGCGUCCGCCCAGACUUGCUGCGCGGCGCCAGCAUCUCUGGCGCGGCAGAGGCGCUCGCGCGCGUCGCGCUUGACGCUGGUGCAGGCGCCGCGCGGCGGCCUGCGGCUGUGGCGCUUGGGGCUUUGUUGAAUAAGUGGCAGCCGCCCGGCGGGGCCACAGGCGCAGAGAACUUUGCCCUCGCGCUUACCAGAGACAUGCUUCUGCCCGCCAUCACGGCGGCGGCGGCGGCGCUGCAGCAGCAGGAGCGGCGCCAGCAGCAGGACGGGGCGGGGGCGGGUCCCGGGGCGGGGGCAGGCUCGGCAUCGACUGUGGAAGCGGCGGGCACGGUCUUGGCGGGCGUUUCGUGCGUUGCCUGGAUGGCUCGGGGCCUGGCGAUGCUUCGGAGUGACGCGUGGCGCGAGCUGGCGAGCCUCGCGCUCGAUCUGCUGCCGGGUGCAGCCGGCAGCCCCGUUCAGGGCAGCGGCGGGGACGGCGGCGGCGGGGCCGUGUUGUGGGUGGCGGAGGCCGUGGCGCAGCUUUUUGAGGUGCUGCUGUCCGAUGGUGGCGGCCCUGAGGCCUGGCGCGUCGACGCCCGCGCCUGCCGCGCGCGCUCGCGGCCGUUGUGGCAGCAGAAGGCGUUUCUGCUGGCGCUUGGCGCUCUGAACGAGCGCUCGGCCGCGGCGGCCGCGGCGGCGGCCGCGGCAAGAGCCGCGGGCACAGCUGGCGAAAGUGGCAACGGCGUCGAUGCGAGGCUGGAUGCUCUGCAGUACGGGCUUGCGCUGUCGACGGCUGCCUUGCUCUCGUCGGCGCCGCGUGGCGUGUACCGGGCGAGCGCCGCCGCUGCGGCGCCGCUGCUCGUGCCCUGCUUGGCGCGCGCCUCCGGCGCUGAGGCCUUGGCGCCCUCGGAGCCCCUCGCUGCGGCCGCCGCCAUGCCCAUGGACGACGGAGGUGUGUAUUCUGACCGCGCGCCGCCGAAGCGCCGUCGCGCGAGCAGCGACGGCGGCGAGGACUCCGACGACGGCGCGCACGGUGCCAAGCGUCAGCGGGGCUUGGAUCUCGAUGGCAUGGAGGCUGACUAUGAGUGUGUGAUAUGCUCCGAGCUUCUGUUCGAGCCUGUCGGUGGGCCCUGCGGCCACGUGUCGUGCCGCCUGUGCAUGGAGAAGUGGGCGGAGACGCAGGCGCCCCACUCCACAAAGUGCCCAGAGUGCAGGCAGCGCAUCGCGCCCGUUGGGACGCCGUUUGGCGUGUGCCUCCGCCUGCAGCGGCUGCUGGAGGUUCUGUUUCCUGAACAGGUCAAGGAGCGGCGCGCCGACACAGAGCGCGAGCGUGAAGGUGCGACCCUUUCUUAG
Monoraphidium neglectum is the source of this 3879-nucleotide messenger RNA. Its product is annotated as putative MMS19 nucleotide excision repair protein. Gene Ontology annotation, cellular component: cytosolic [4Fe-4S] assembly targeting complex. Gene Ontology annotation, biological process: iron-sulfur cluster assembly. Lineage: Eukaryota; Viridiplantae; Chlorophyta; Chlorophyceae; Sphaeropleales; Selenastraceae. Bases 1 to 3879 code for a protein of 1292 amino acids. The transcript has 11 exons. The record is from RefSeq and is a predicted model, not a curated record.